AUGGCGUCCGAAGGCGUCAUCACGACCCCUGAUGCUGAGCGCAUCACAGCAGUCAAGGCCAACAACUUGACUGCUGGCGGCAACUCUGCCUUCAAGAACUUUAACAACCAGUUUGCCCACAUUGACGACCGAGCCGAGCGCCGUCGACUGGCUCUUGCAGAGAUUGACCGUGCACCUUUCGGGUGGUACCAUGUCAGGACUAUUUGCAUCGCAGGUAUCGGUUUUAUGACCGAUUCAUACGACAUCUUUGCUGUUGGUCUGAUUACAAGUCUCCUUGGAAUUGUCUUCUUCAACGGCAAGAUCUCGAGCCAGGAUGACACAGCAAUAAAAGUGGCUACCUCUUGCGGAACCGUCGUCGGUCAGGUCGGAUUUGGAGUCAUUGCAGACUGGAUCGGACGGAAAAAGAUAUAUGGUGUUGAGCUUAUUAUCAUUAUCGUAACCACUCUGAUUCAGGCCCUGUCCUCCAACUCUCCGGCUGUUUCCAUCAUCGGCCUCUUGGUCUUCUGGCGUAUCCUCAUGGGCAUCGGCAUUGGUGGAGACUACCCUCUAUCGGCUACGAUCACCUCCGAAUUCGCAACCACCAAGUGGCGCGGCUUCAUGAUGAACGCCGUAUUUGCCAUGCAAGGUGUCGGUCAGCUUUGCGCUGCCCUAGUUCUGCUCGUCCUCUCAGCAGCAUUCAAAUCGCAGCUUGAACUGGCGGCCAGCUCGGCGACUUGCUCAACGACAGGUGCUUGCCUCACCGCUGUCGACAGGAUGUGGAGACUUAUCAUUGGCUUUGGUGCUAUUCCCGGCUGCAUCGCUCUCUACUUCCGCUUGACGAUACCCGAAACCCCGCGGUAUACUUUCGAUGUUGAGAACGACGCAGACAACGCCAAGGGGCCGCUCAAGGCUGACGCAAACGCCACUGUCUCUGUCAAUGAGAGCCCUGAGGAGGAAACGGCUUCGCGAGCCGAGUUCAUGAGGCACUACAAGCAGUGGAAGAACCUGAAAGUUCUUCUCGGUUGUGCCUUGUCCUGGUUUUUCUUGGACAUUGCAUUCUACGGACUUGGCCUCAACAACCCCAUUAUUCUGAAUGCGAUCGGCUGGUCCGGCGGCAGCAACAUGUACCAGAUCCUCUACAACACUGCCGUUGGUAACCUCGUUCUCGUUCUCGCUGGUGCCGUCCCCGGCUACUGGGUAUCAGCCGCGCUCAUUGACACUGUUGGACGCAAACCUGUCCAACUUUUUGGUUUCUUUGCUCUGACGCUUAUAUUCUUUGUCAUCGGCUUCAAAUUCUGGGACCUCACCGGCAACGAGCUUCUGGCUCUCUAUACCAUCGCCCAGUUUUUCUUCAACUGCGGACCCAACAGCACCACCUUUAUUAUCCCAGGUGAAGUAUUCCCGACACGCUACCGUUCGACUAGUCACGGUAUUUCGGCAGCAUCUGGCAAGAUGGGUGCCAUCAUUGCACAGGUCGUAUUUGGGCCUUUGAAGGACAUCGGUGCCAACCCGACCCUUGCCAAGACGGAUCCGAAGUGGGCUGCCCCGUGGCUUAACCAUAUCAUGCAGAUCUUUGCCUGCAUCAUGGCUCUGGGUUUCUUUACAACUCUGCUGGUCCCAGAGACGGCAAGGAAGACGCUCGAGGAGCUCGGAGGCACGGAGACUACCAUUGGCCAGGCAGUUCCCGAAGUGCUUGAGGAGAAAUUGAGCUCUCCGGAGCUUAGGAGCGCCAGCUCGGAAGAUAGGGCUGCCUCUAGUCCUCGUGCUGACGCCUAA
This is a messenger RNA of Pyricularia pennisetigena, 1755 nucleotides long. RefSeq lists its product as uncharacterized. NCBI's taxonomy places the organism in Eukaryota, Fungi, Ascomycota, Sordariomycetes, Magnaporthales, Pyriculariaceae. Gene Ontology annotation, biological process: phosphate ion transport; transmembrane transport. The transcript has 4 exons. Gene Ontology annotation, molecular function: phosphate transmembrane transporter activity. The record is from RefSeq and is a predicted model, not a curated record. Gene Ontology annotation, cellular component: membrane. Bases 1 to 1755 code for a protein of 584 amino acids.